AACAAAUCAAUCACUUAGGGGUCGUUUGGAUGGAGUAUUUGUAUGAGUUAUUUGGGUUCAAAUAACUCGUUUGGCAGCGUUUUACUGAAAUGAGUUAUCUGGACAGUGAGUUAUUUACAAAUAACUCAAAACGAGUUAUUUGAAAUAACUUAUACCCAUGUGUUAUUUCGAAAUAACUCAUUUUUAUCACUCUGCUUUUACCAAAUACCACAUUUGCAUGGUUCAACCAAACGAGAUACUUUAUUUCAAUUACCAUUGAAAUAACACUGAAAUACCACAUAAAGAAUAAAUGAGUUAUUUGACUCUACAAAUACCACAUUGACAAUUAACCCAUCCAAACGACCCCUUAACUUUGUCAUCAUGAAACAAACUCACUACUAAAAUUCAGACUUAUCUAAUGUAUUCACACACCAAUGUGCAAGUUCGCCUAAAGUAACUAAGGAAAUGUUCAAAUGAGAUGCUCAAUAGUUAAUAUUUUACACGAGGUAAACAAUAUUCAAGAGGUAUAUUGAAAAUUGACUACACACAACUACCGUUUGAACGAAUUAGUGAAGAUCAAACUUAAGCUACCGAUUUGUUAGCUACAAUAAAAUUUUGUGGUUAUUGCUAUAAUGAACUUUGAAUUAUUUGUGACAACAACCCUUAUGCAAUUUUUUCCAACCAACAUCAGCAUCAAAAUCAAAUCAAAUCAAAUUUCCAUUGAGCCAGAAAAUUAGCUCAUAUUGCAGAACUUGGUCCACGUGUGGAUGUGCUAUCUACUAGCUUGGCCCAAUCAAAGCCGUAAUUAUCCAAACCAAUACAAUAUUAAGGAAUUUUUUCAACUCAAAGUGCCCUUCGUUUUCCAAGUUAUAUUGGCUCUAGAAUUUGGUAAGUGGAACUUUUUAAUUGGAUGUGAAUCUAAGUUAGCUUUCAUUCACAAUCAAUCGAGCUUUAGAAAGGUUUCCACCAAAUGUAUAAUGCUUAGCAGUACGUAAAAUCAUUAGAUCAACAACAUAAAUAAUGAAAUUCAAAUAAGAGUGUGAAUGUUCUCAACGGUAAAAUAUUUUGUUUUGAAAUCGUAAUUCAACCGUUUCCAUACCACUCAAAUCGAUUACCAACUCAGACUCCAACAAAAUUUUUUUUUUUCCAGUCGAACCGGUGGUACGUUACCGGUUUGCAAACACGGGUCUUGAGUGUUUAUGCAACUUUCAAAGAAAAUCAAAUUUGGUAUUGGGCUGAGUUUGAAACCAAAUCUGCGGCAAGAAGUGUCAAAGCCCAAAUCGAUCUUCAAGCGAUACGGGCUGAAGCCCACCCAAACGGACCCAACAAAAAUAAGCACACGCUAAAUGCUCAUGGACACGACCGCAGCUUAUUAUUAUUUCGGAGAAGACUACGGACUUCCGAGCCUGCGAUUUGCUUCACUCCACUCCCGUUCAGUUCUGCUUUAUUCUCAUCUCCGAUCUUCCCAUCACCAAGGAAAAUGGCGGCCACGCUCUUCCGUCGGCUGGCGAGAGCCGCCGUCCCUACUGCUGCCUCUCCUGGCGGAGGAUCAGGAGGAGGAGGAGGCUAUUCCCGGUCAAUGUUCAGUAGGUUUGGUUUCCCCCUCGGCGCGAUUGCGGCCGUUUCUGGAAUCUCAUACAUCGGCAGUGGCGACGCUUCUCCUUCGUUGACGCUUCAUGGAUUGGUUCACCUGGAGGAAGCGAAAGAAGAGGAUGGUCCGAAAGUUGCUCUCGAUCCGAAGAAAUGGACUGAAUUCAAGCUUCAAGACACUGCAACUGUUAGUCACAAUACUCAUCUGUACAGGUUUACUUUUGAUCCUUCUAAGGAGCUUGGUUUGCAUGUUGCUUCGUGCCUCCUUACAAGGUAUCCAGAGACGAGUGCUGAUGGAAAAACUAAAUAUGUAAUACGCCCGUACACUCCCAUAUCAGAUCCAGCUGUUAAGGGACACUUUGACCUAUUAAUCAAGACUUAUCCUGACGGGAAAAUGAGUCAGUAUCUGGCCAGCUUGAAGCCUGGUGAUGUUAUUGAGGUGAAAGGGCCAAUUGGGAAAAUCAGAUACUCACCCAAUAUGAAGAAACACAUUGGCAUGAUUGCAGGCGGUACAGGAAUUACACCAAUGCUUCAAGUAAUUGAGGAAAUCCUAAAGAAUCCAGAUGAUAACACCCAGGUGUCACUGCUUUAUGCCAAUGUCUCCCCUGAUGACAUAUUGCUCAAGCAAAAGCUCGACUACCUAGCUACUCGCCAUCCGAACUUGAAGAUUUUCUACACUGUGGACAAUCCAACCAAGAGCUGGAAGGGAGGCGUAGGUUACGUAUCAAAGGACAUGGCUCUGAAAGGCCUGCCUGCUCCUGGGGAUGACACAAUCAUCCUAGUAUGCGGCCCUACUGGGAUGAUGAAGCAGAUUUCAGGCGAGAAGGCGAAAGCGGAACAAGGAGAGUUGAGUGGCAUCCUCAAAGAACUGGGAUACACAGAGGAAAUGGUGUACAAGUUCUAGUGAUCUCAAGACACUACAGCUUACAAGAUCCAAACAAAGCACCCACCGAUCUGCAAUCUCCAUCUUGCUGACUUUCCAGCUCAGUAUUCUUUCUAUUGUUUUUGCAUAUCUGAGAGGCAGAGAUGGAAGUGGAUAAAAGAACCACAAGUUUCGUGAGGCUAGAAUAAUUCUCGAGACGGUUUCUUCCGGUCCAAGAAACCGUAGAACUUCUGCUUAGGUCGAUUAGGAGAGUGAGUGUCUUCUGGUUAGUUCUAUACAAGCAGAUUGGUAGUUGUGAUAGAGUAGUAUCUAUCACAAACACUUGACGAAAUUCCCCCUGCUUAUGCAAUCUUAAGUAUGUUUAAUACCUCGAGAAAGAAUUAUUACGUUAAUUUGCUGUUUUUGUUCGUUCAUUUGAGCGAGAUUUACAAUUGAGAAACUACUCCCCGUGCGUGGACAGUUGUGGUUUGGAAGAAUAAGUGGUGAGUUCGUGG
Linum trigynum is the source of this 2946-nucleotide messenger RNA. The record is from the annotation of a GenBank genome assembly. Lineage: Eukaryota; Viridiplantae; Streptophyta; Magnoliopsida; Malpighiales; Linaceae.